Messenger RNA from Acomys russatus (golden spiny mouse), 999 nucleotides. RefSeq names its product trace amine associated receptor 1 (gene Taar1). Gene Ontology annotation, biological process: adenylate cyclase-activating adrenergic receptor signaling pathway. The coding region runs from base 1 to 999 and encodes 332 amino acids. The transcript has a single exon. Lineage: Eukaryota; Metazoa; Chordata; Mammalia; Rodentia; Muridae. The record is from RefSeq and is a predicted model, not a curated record. Gene Ontology annotation, molecular function: trace-amine receptor activity. Gene Ontology annotation, cellular component: membrane.
AUGCGUCUUUGCCAAGACAUCAUUAACAUUUCCCACAUGAGCAGCAACUGGUCAAGGGACAUUCGUGCUUCACUGUACAGCCUAAUGUCACUCAUAAUCCUGGCUACUCUGGUUGGCAACUUAAUAGUAAUAAUUUCUAUAUCCCACUUUAAGCAACUUCAUACACCCACAAAUUGGCUCCUUCAUUCCAUGGCCGCUGCGGACUUUCUCCUGGGCUGCCUAGUGAUGCCAUACAGCAUGGUGAGAACCGCUGAGCACCGCUGGUAUUUCGGAGAAAUCUUCUGUAAAGUUCACACCAGCACCGACAUUAUGCUGAGCUCCGCGUCCAUUUUCCACCUAUCCUUCAUCUCCGUCGACCGGUACUACGCUGUGUGCGACCCCCUGAGGUACAAAGCCAAGAUCAAUGUCUUGACGAUUUUUGCGAUGAUCCUCGUUAGCUGGAGCAUCCCUGCUGUCUUUGCGUUUGGAAUGAUCUUCCUGGAGCUGAACUUGAAAGGAGCCGAAGAGCUGUAUAGCAAACAGGUUGGCUGCCUGGGUGGCUGUUCGGCCUUCUUUAGCAAAGUGUCUGGAGUGCUGGCCUUCGUGACUUGUUUCUAUAUACCUGGAUCCGUUAUGUUAUUUGUUUACUAUAGGAUAUAUUUUAUAGCUAAAGGGCAAGCGAGGUCAAUUAAUAGUGCCAAUCUUCAAAUUGGAAUGGACAGGAAAAGCAGAAUGCCACAAAGCAAGGAAACAAAAGCUGCGAAGACCUUAGGGAUCAUGGUGGGCACUUUCCUCGUAUGCUGGUGCCCUUUUUUUUUCUGCAUGGUCCUGGAUCCGUUCCUGGGCUAUGCUAUCCCACCCACUUGGAACGAUGCUCUGAAUUGGCUUGGGUACCUGAAUUCUGCCUUCAACCCAAUGGUUUAUGCCUUCUUCUAUCCCUGCUUCAGACGAGCGCUGAAAAUGAUUCUUCUUGGUAACAUUUUCCAAAAAGAUUCCUCUAGGUCUAAGUUAUGUUUGUAA